Columba livia (rock pigeon) is the source of this 5266-nucleotide messenger RNA. It is a transcript of the gene LCLAT1, whose product is annotated as lysocardiolipin acyltransferase 1. Gene Ontology annotation, molecular function: acyltransferase activity. Gene Ontology annotation, biological process: phosphatidylinositol acyl-chain remodeling. The transcript is spliced from 7 exons. Lineage: Eukaryota; Metazoa; Chordata; Aves; Columbiformes; Columbidae. The coding region runs from base 434 to 1570 and encodes 378 amino acids. Gene Ontology annotation, cellular component: endoplasmic reticulum; endomembrane system. The record is from RefSeq and is a predicted model, not a curated record.
GCUGCCAUGGCGACGGCCUGACAGCUGUGACCGGAAGUGAUUGGGGGUCAGAGGUCGGCGGUGGCAGCGGGAUCAUGGCGGCGGCCCUGGAGACGCUGGGCGCCGGUGCAGCCGCGCUCCCCGGGACGGCGGCUCCUUGAGGGGGCGCGGAGCGGAGCCUCCUCCCGCCGUGGCGCCUCCUCCCGCCGCGGCGCUGCCCCGUCUCAGGCAUGGUCGCCGCGCUGUAGGAGGACGGGGAGCCGCGGAGAUGGAGGAGAGUGCCUGAGCCAGCCCGGGACACGCUCGGUGUGAGCGGAGCGCGUACGUUACCCAAACCCCGUGCCGAGAGAAUAACCGGAGGCGUGCUGCUAUAAUCUCACCCCUCUAGGAAGAGCAGGGUCUCGUGUGAUGACUUGUGCAUACGCAGAAGCUGAUCAGUUUUUGCCAACGAGCCAUGGUGUCAUGGAAAGGGAUAUACUUUGUACUUGCACUGUUCUUGGGAAGUUUUUUUGGAAGCAUAUUCAUGCUUGGUCCUCUUCUACCUUUGAUGUUUGUCUCACCGGCCUGGUAUCGCUGGAUCACCGAUCGCGUUGUGGCCACUUGGCUCACACUCCCAGUGGCCUUGCUGGAGAUGGUGUUUGGUGCCAAGGUGGUUGUCACCGGUGAUGGAUUUGUUCCUGGAGAAAGAAGUGUCAUUAUCAUGAACCACCGCACACGAAUGGACUGGAUGUUCCUGUGGAACUGCCUGCUGCGAUACAGCUACCUCAGACUUGAAAAAAUCUGUCUCAAAUCCAGUCUCAAAAGCAUUCCGGGAUUUGGCUGGGCGAUGCAGGUUGCUGCCUUUGUUUUCAUUCAGAGAAAGUGGGAAGAUGACAAGAGUCACUUUGAAAAAAUGCUGGAUUAUUUCUGUGACAUUCACGAACCACUACAACUCCUCAUCUUUCCGGAAGGAACUGAUCUCACAGCCAAUACCAAAGCCCGCAGUAAUGAAUUUGCUGAAAAGAACGGACUUAAAAAAUACGAGUACGUCUUACAUCCGCGAACUACUGGAUUCACUUUUGUGGUUGAGCGUCUAAGGGAAGGUGACAAUCUCAAUGCUAUUCAUGACAUAACGGUGGCAUACCCCCAAAACAUUCCUCAGACGGAGAAGCACCUUUUGAACGGAAACUUCCCGAAGGAGAUUCACUUCCACGUCCAGAGAUAUCCCAUAGAGGCUGUGCCCACGUCCAAGGAGGAGCUGCAGCUCUGGUGCCGGCAGCGCUGGGAGGAGAAAGAGGAGAGACUCCGACACUUCUAUGGAGGUGCAAAGUGCUUCAGUGCGACAGGGCGAAGCAUCGUUCCGCCGUGUAAAUCUGAGCUCAGGGUCUUCGUGGUUAAGUGCAUCUCGCUCUUGUAUUGGACGCUGUUCCCGCUGGGUAUGCUCGCUCUGCUGUACCUCUACAGCUUUGCACGGUGGUAUUUUGCAGCCAUGAUCAUCUUUUUUGUGGUGCAGCAAAAGGUAUUUGGUGGGCUGGAACUAAUUGAACUUGCUUGUCAUCGAUAUUUUAAAAAGCAACAGAAGUUUUGCGACACAAAAAUGAAAACUAGUUAGUUCUGGGGCAGAGAAAAAUGAUUGGUUUUGAGAUGUUCUGUGAGUUUUAUGCACAGGGAAGAAUUAUUGCAUGAGAAUUGUCUUUUACUGUUGCCAUUGUUAGACAUUUGCACUUGAUUCCAUGAAAAGAAAGAAAAAUGUUAGUUAUUGCUACAUGUGAAAAUGGUAGUUUUUAUCUCUGAAUGUAAUUUCAACAUUGCUCUUGCAAGCAGCUAGCAACUGCAUUCUGCUGUAAUUAAGAAACAAAUUGCUGGAUUAUUGAACAAUCGUAAGGACAUUAAUAAAUGUGACAUGCACUGAACUUUCAUGUAGAAGCCCAAACUGUCCAGCUAAGAGACACAUGUAUGAUUUCUGUAUAAUCACAUUGUCAGAAAGUGAGCACCGGACUUGGAAAACUGUUAAGUUUAACGCUGUUUUGAUGGUAGGUAGAAGUUGGAGAAGAAGUUGUUCUGUUUCUUUUUUCUGUUUCAAUAUUCAAACUUAUGUUAAAAUAAUAUUUUCACAUAAGCUUUACCAAGCACUGCUGGACCAACCACUAUUCAGACAGUCUGGCUUGGUCACUCAGAAGGGUUUUUAAGCCUUGCAGACUUGUGUUGUAGUAUAUAAAACAGUGCUGGCUCUUUCUUUAUUUACAUCUUAACUGAGUAUUUAAUAGGCCUAUGCAGCUUAGUUUUGAUUUAUCACCGUUUCAUUUUGUUUCAGUCUCCCUGCUGUGGGAGGCUUGUACCUACUGUAGUACACAGAGUUACAGGAUGGAGGAGCUGGUUUUCUGUUGGUUUAUUGGUGUUUUUUUCUGGUAGAAGCAAAAGUAAGUGUCUGUAGCUGAGUAGCUGGCAAAUGUUUUUCGAAAAGUUCUCCUUGUAGACAUUAUUUGAUUGAAAACAUUUUAUUUCUUUUUCAGAAUAGUCAAGAUAUCCUUUUUUUGAAGCAUUUACUUCGGUUUUCACAUUGCUUCCUUUGACACAUAGUGUGAAUUUUGGGGUUGUCCUGUGCAGGGACGGGAGUUGUGCGUCCAUUCCAACUCAGAACAUUCUGUGUUUCUAUGAUAUUUCAAGUGUCUGUAUAGAUAAGCAGGAAGGCUGCCUGUUCCUUGCAUGUCAGCCAGACCUGUUGGAAUGCAUCUAAUGCAACGAUUGUCUCUUUGGUACAAUGGUUGCCUCCUUACAGACACAAGAGCUGAGUUUCAGAUUGUCACAGCACAAGAAAAUUGAGCUGCAUCUUUUUUUUUUGCAGUAUUUUCUUUGAUUCCCUGAUGACAUCACUGCUUUUCCAACCUCCUUUGCAAUUAUUUGGGAAUUCUUUUGGGGCUCCCACUGUAACACUUCCCCUUAUUUUCAUGACAUUCAGAAAAUCUGAAAGCUUCAACUCUGAUAAAGCACUUUCAAGUGUAUUCCUUGUCAUAUAUAUAUAUAAUACAAGUAAUGUUCAUACUCACGUAGUAAAAGACAAACAUUGCCAGCACUUAUGAGACACUUCAAGUUAAAUUUGUUUUUCAACCUCAAAAAUGUUAGACCACUUGAUCAACUGGAUUGCUGCAAAACCUUCCUGACUUACUGAGUAUUUGUUGUUUAUUGCAUGAAGGCUUGUUUGAGCUCAACCAAUAUGGCCUAGCUCCACAUGUUGAGUGGCAUGGCCAUGAAAUGUAAAAGCACAGAGUGCAAAAUGUGUCUUGUAUUGUGCUGAAUAUCUCAAGCAUCGGAUUAGCAUGGUGGACAUGUCUGUUUUCUUUUAAAUUGCAACACUGAACGUGUUGUCUAAUGUGUUUGUAUCAAAGGCCAUUUUUUGAAUGAAUCACCAGCCUCUAUUCAACUGUCCCUUGCAAGGUGACAAGUAUUUUUUAAUCUGUGCGUACAAUAACUAAUUGUUUAUUACGUGAAAAGUACUUGAAGCCAUCUGUUUUACUCUAAUUUUUUAAAUCCCUUUUUUCUUAAAAAUGAACAAAAGUAGGUUUAUAUUCAGAGUUAUGUUUCUUAAUGAUUUUCUCAUAUUUAUAUUUGAGUAACUGAAGACUGACAACUGGUGUUUCAUUGUCACGAGUGGAAGGAGGUUCUUUCUGCGCUAUAAGGACUAUUUCUGACAUAAUUCUGUGAUAUCAAAGGCAUGGUUGCAUCUUAAAUCUACAUAGCCUGGUUUUUCUUUGCCUAAUACUCUGUUUUCAUGCAGUUCCCGGCACAUCCAGGUAGCUCACCACCAGGGAAAACCUAAAAACCUCAUUUAUGGUUAAUGCAGAGGAGCCCUAAAAGUCGUCUUCUGGUCUGUCCUAAGCCAUGGCUGUGCUUUCACACCAGGAGCAACCACGGCCAGCCUACUCCAACAGCCUUAACAUGGUCUUCAGGAAUGACUUCGGAGGACAGGUUAUGUUUGUUGGUGACAUGAAUACCAGCUAUGUUAUUCUCAGUCAUUCAGAGAACUUUGUGGUGUCAUCAAAUGUAUGAGAAACGUCAGUGUCAGUGUUGGUCAUGGAGCAGUGAAAGGUUUAUGUCUGAGUGUGAUUAGAGUUGGGCUCUGAGAACGAAAUCAAAUGCAGUCCAUUGCUGACCCUUACAAGGGUUUUUCUCCCAGCUGGAGCCAAACAAGUAACCCACUGUAACGUGGUAAACAUCCUGCAAGUCUGUAAUUCAUCCUUCUUGCUCAUGUAUUCCAAUCGAAGACAAAGAAAAAUCUUCUGGUCAGCAGCAAAUGUUACAUUUGCGGUGCCUGACUCCUUCAUGUGGGGCAGCACAUGGUAACUGAAGAAUCCUUCUCUAGCAAGGGAUGGUAUUGGCUGUGUGACUGAUAUAAAUUUUCAGGUUAUGAGCAUCAUUUUGCAGCUCAAUUAGAAAAGCAGGACAGGGGAAAAAAUGAAUAAAAAGCUUUAUGGGUAUGGAAGCUUCUUUGUUUAAAAAGUGGUAAAGGAAGCGGGGAAAUAUCUCUCUGUGAAUGCUUUUUUCUCUUUGGUCAAAAUGUAGCUUUUUACUCGAAAGGUUCUAACAUACAGAUUUUUUGGAGACAAUUUUGCUGUUUUGCUAUUCAAAGAACACUUAGACAUGCUGGGUAAAUCACUUAGAAAUGUUUUCAAUGCUGUUAGGUUAAAGGUGCUAGUACUCCAGGAAUCACACACCCCCCUCUUUUGUGGGAUGCAUAUUGACAUCAAGACCCAUCUCACUCAUUAGCACAUAUGUCAUGCCUCAUCUCUCGUUGUCCCAGCAGCUGCACUCGCUGCUCAGCAGCGACUGCUCUAUCUGACAGGUAUUGCUCACAUUAUUUGAGAUCAAUGAUGUGCUGUAAGGAUACCGCUCUCAUUUGCUCAGUCAGAUGUUCCCUCAUUAGCAUCAGGGGUUUCCUUCUCUUUGCUCAGAACAGAAGGUUGAAAUCCUGCCAUCUGUGUUUGUCAUCAAGAUCACUGGGGUAGCAGGGCGACACACUGAGACAUUUCUCUCUUGGGUUCAAAGCUGCAAGGCCCAAAGCUGGUCUGUAAGGUGAUGUCUUGAUCAUACAAAAUGUAGUUCCUAGUUUUGUGCAUUGCAUCAAUCUCUGUUGUUUAAAAAAUAUCCAUGUUUUUAUAACUUGGUUUUAUAUGUACACUGUGUGAAAGGAAAUACCAGGAUACUACAAACCUACAGAAAGCCUUAGUUUUCAGAGUUCACUGAUUAUAUUAGAAUGUUUUAAACAUGUACCAGUUACUAUACAGCAACAAUAAAGACCUGAAGCAUUGCA